This is a messenger RNA of Amborella trichopoda, 996 nucleotides long. RefSeq names its product pentatricopeptide repeat-containing protein At1g11290, chloroplastic. NCBI's taxonomy places the organism in Eukaryota, Viridiplantae, Streptophyta, Magnoliopsida, Amborellales, Amborellaceae. The record is from RefSeq and is a predicted model, not a curated record. Gene Ontology annotation, biological process: RNA modification. Gene Ontology annotation, molecular function: RNA binding; protein binding.
AUGGACCAGGCCGGCCUCCUCUUCGAUGCCAUGACCAAAAGAAACGUGGUAUCAUGGAGUACCAUGAUGACUAGAUAUUCUCAUAAUCAAAUGUUGGAGGAAGCUCGUCGUUUGUUCGAUAGAAUGCCUAAUACAAACUUGGUCGAUGAAUUUGCAAGGGCUUUGUUGGUCUUCUUACAAAUGAGAAGAGCUGGGAUUUUGGUGAGCCAGUCUGGGAUUGCCAUGCCUAUAAUAGCUAGUUUUGGUUUGGACAACAUGUACCUGGUUCAAAAUUUGCAGAAAAUGGAAGAUGUGGUUUCAUGGAUUGCAAUGCUUGCUGGUUAUGCUCAAAAUAGUAUGCUUGAAGAAGCUAGAGCAUUGUUUGAUAUGAUGCCAGACAAAAACAGUGUUACUUGGGCUGCCAUGGUUUCUGGUUAUGCCCAACAUGAGAAAUGGGAACAAGCUUUAAUAGUGUUCUCUGAGCUUCACAAAGAACGCAUAGUGCCCAGGUAUUGGACUUAUACCACUGUCAUUAAUGCUUGUGCUAAUAGUGGAAGAUUAGAAUUGGGGAAGCAAAUACAUUCCCUCUCUAUCAAAACUGGAUGUCAAUUUAAUCCCUUUGUCUCUAAUGGCCUAAUCACCAUGUAUGCAAAGUGCAAACACAUAGAAGAUGCUUCAUGGCAAUUUGGCUCAAUUACGGUCAAAGAUAAAAUUCAAUGGAGCUCUUUGGUUUCGAAGUUCUCUCAGAACCAGGCUCCUGAAGAAGCCUGCCACGUCUUUGACACGAUGGGGAAUCAUGAUAUCAUCUCAUGGACGUCCAUGAUCUCUGUAGACGUUCAAGCUGGUCAUGCAUGUGAAGUCAAUGAAUUGUUUACCACCAUGUCACAUGAAGGCCUCAAACCAAACCCAUUUACCGUAACUAGCAUUCUAUGCAUUUGUGCAGAUUUAGUGGUAAUUGAGCUUGGAAAACAAAUACAUGGCAUGGCCAUAAGGCUUUGGCUAGACAAUGUUGUUUGA